AAUCUGGUAACAGAUAACCCUGCUUCCGGUUUGUUUUAGUGGAACUUGAUGCGGUUGUGUUGAACUGUUAGGUUGUGUCAAUAAGUUAAAAAGGUGGACGACACCAAUAAUGAGAGGCCCUCGCAGCACUUGAACAGGAAAAAAGGUGCGGGAAAUACAAUGAAGGGUGAAGGAAGGCGUAAGGAGCCACCUGUUGUACGGGAGGUCACUGGAAAGCGGCCGAAACGUAAAUGCCUGCAGUGGCAUCCGCUGCUCUCUAAAAAGGCACUGGAUUUCUCUGAGGAGGAGGAGGAGGAAGAAGAGGAUGAAGAGGAGCUGAAGAAGCAGCCACUGCUGUGUGACCAGGAGCUGGUGUCUCAAGCCCAGUGUGGAGGCACACCAGAGGAAGAGGAAGAGGACUCAAAUGAACAGCGGGCUCGCAGGCCAAUGAAUGCCUUCCUUCUCUUCUGUAAACGCCAUCGCUCCCUGGUGCGACACGAACAUCCUCGUUUGGACAAUCGUGGGGCCACCAAGAUCCUGGCUGACUGGUGGGCCGUGUUGGAACCCACGGAGAAGCAGAAAUACACUGAUAUGGCCAAGGAGUACAAAGAGGCCUUCAUGAAGGCAAACCCAGGCUAUAAAUGGUGUCCUACCACCAGCAAACCAGUUAAGAGUUCUUCAUGUCAAACAGUUUGUAAUCCUCGCAAAAAAGUGUGGUCCUGCACUUCAAACACAUCCAAGGACUCGCCCACUGCCAAAAACAUGCCCAAAACUGAUGUCCCACAACUGAACUUUGCUAUGGCUGAUCCUACUAAGAUGGGAGGCCUCAGCAUGCUGCUGUUAGCCGGUGAACAUGCCCUUACAAACAGAGAGUCAUCUGUGUCUGUGGCAUCUGACAGAAAAGCAUGCAGACAGUCAGCUCUCUUUCAGCUUGCAGAGAUGUGUUUAGCGUCUGAAGCUGGCAAGAUGGACACAUUGGUUUCUCAGCCGGGAAACGGAUCAUCUGCAGCCUCUAUACAACAAACUAAGGAAAAGCUUUUGGUAAAAGAGGAGAACCUGGACACUGUUGGUUGCCUUGUCUCCUCUAACACGAUAACACCUUCCAUCUCUGCUACUUUGACUAAGAACAUUUCCUCCGAACUUAGCCAAAGUCAAUGUGUCAAAAAGAAGAACACGAAAGACGAGACGAAAGAGGAGGUUGUGUUCAAUGACGGUAACGAAACUCUAUGUUCCGCCAAAAAAGUCCUCAAAAAGCGUAGCGAUGCAGAGUCAAAUGUGGAUAAUGUUGCCUGUGAAAUUGAAACAGUAGCUAAAGGUCUCUGGAGGGAUUCGAAGGAGCCCAAGUCAAAAAUCCUGAAUGUCUCGGGUGGGUCUUGUUCGCCUAAAAAGAAGAGUAAGCCCAAAAUGAAGACUGCCAUCAAAGACCAAGAGGAGCUGGAUGAUGAGAGUAUUUACAUGAGUCCUAAGACAGAAACCGAAGAAACAAGCAUAGGAAGCACAGACGUUCAGGGCAGCAUGGAGAAAUGCCAAGACGUCCCCUCCAGUGCUUCACCGGUGAGGCUCAAAGAAGACAACGAUAGGAGCGAGAGGCCCAUCGAAGCAGAGUCCAUCCCAGAGAUCCGUGGUGCAAGGAAAUCUGAGAGGACCUGCAAAGGUGCCUUGUACAAGACCCUUGUUUCUGAAGGAAUGCUGACCUCGCUGAGAGCCAACCUUGACCGUGGUAAAAGAGGUGCAUUUCGUGCUUCUGAACAUGAAGCAAACUGGGGCGAUAAUAGCUGGACAGUUUCCCAAAUGGCACCUAAUAACACCAAGAGACUGAAAAAGGCGAAGUCCAAAGAUGACUCUUCACAAGGACAACUUGAAGAAGAAUUCGAAAAGAAAUUCAACAGCCUGCCACAGUAUAAUCCAAAUACUUUUGAUAAGAAGGGGUCUGUUGUCACAAAGAGGAAGAAGAUGGAUUGCUCUUCUCCACAGGAGGAAACUUCUAAAACAGGCAAAGGACCAUCACAGAAAAAGACUUCAUUCCACAAGAUUGUUAGGAAGCACAAACACUCAAAGAAGAAAGCAGCAGUGGGACAGAAGGAUUCCACCGUAUCGAUUUGCGUUUCGAAAGACAAAUCAUGUGCCCCCAGUGCCAUAAUGUGCCCAGAUGUGCAGGGCACCACCUGUGUGGACAUGCUGGUUGGAAGCCAGAAGAGGAAGGCAAGGAAGACAAAGAUCACUCACUUACUCCGCAUGACAAACGGCAGUGCAUCUCAGUUUGAGGAUGACAAAAUGAUGGAUUUAAACCAGGUGCAGGAGAAGAAGCCAUUACCCCAACUGACUGUAUGCCAUGAACAAGGGUACUACAGUGAUUCCAGACCAGUGGAGAUGGGCACUGGAACUCAGGAGCUACCUGCUUUCUUCAGUCUAGCUGCACUUGCUGAAGUAGCAGCCAUGGAAAAUGUUCACAGAGGCCAGAAGGGCUUGGUUGAGAGUCAGAAGAGAGAGCUAACCCAAGCUCCUGUCCUCAUCUUUUGCGCUGAUCAGUGAAACUUUGCUGCUGUCGAGGAAAGCUACGUGGACCAUGGCAGCAUUUUUUGUGUGUGUGUGUGGCAAGCUCGCUUUACAGGAAUUCAGUGUGUGAAUUCCGUUGAUCUGGUUCCGGGUGGAGGAAAGUGACCCUGUCCUUUUUCUUCCCCAACCUUGUUCCACUCUUUGUGGUUCCUGCAAGCCUUUGGAAAGAGGUAGAAUGCUUUUCCUCUUACCCCUUUAGAUACUGUAACUGGGUCUGCCGAAGAGCCACGCUGUACUGUAUGUUGGUUACACGAAGAGAUUAUUGUCAGGGUUUUACUUUUACAGUGGCCUUUAUGAGGGUCAAAGGUUGCUUUUUAAAACGUAAUGCAAGUUUAAAAAAAAAAAAAAAAAAAAGGCGAAGGUUUUGCGAACAUUUUUACCUCACACAAAACUUUCUUUGAUAGAAUGAGAUGUCCCAUCAAUGCUACUGUUCUAGGCUUUAACUCUAAAUCCCGUUACUUUAGUUUUGGCUGUAGUACACUAUUAUGAUGUACUUUAAAAAUGAAGGAACCUUAUGGAUGGCAUGUACAUACUGUAAGACAGUAUGCUGUCACUAUAAAAAAAUUGACUUUUUAAAUGAAUUCACCUGCGCGUAUUGUGCGCAUUUGAACUAGGGUUAUUUAUCGCUGAAGGUGUCGGGCUCCUCCUCUUCCCUUGUCCCCACCAACAUCGCCUACUUACAGUAGAGACAGUAGGCCAGUAUCAAAAUGACCCGCUUGUGAUGCAAAAAGUGAUAUUAUAGCUUUAAAGCUCAUAUUCACUAUGUUCCUUAGUGUUUUGCAUUGCAGGGUUUGUGUAAACAUUUUUGAAUGACGGAAUGCAUAUUUUGUCAAUAUUUCAUAUUAUUCCACUUUGCGUAGCAUUUAGAGAGACAAAUCAAUAGUGUGUACAUUUACAAUAAGCAUCAUUGUGGGUUGUUUAUCAUAUAAACCUUGCACUACUUUGUCGCUGCAGGUAAUCUUGAAAAGGGUUCUAAAAUCCCUUGUCUCAACCAGACAGGGUUUGUAUGCCACAUCCUGUCUCAGAAUGACUGAAUACUUAAUACGUGCUUCAACAUUAUACGCCAAUGGAGUCUAAAGUGGAUGCCUUCUGUUUAAAAUGUUUUAUACAUGGAGAUAAAGACAUGGACCAGCUGUGCAUCAGACAUCACAUUUAGUGGAAAAAAAUGUAUUUCAUGUGAUGGCCGGUGUUGGACAAAUUACUUUAAAAAAGUAAUUAGUUAUAGUUACUUCUUGCUUUCCCCAAAAGGUGUUUGAAUUAGUAACAAAUUUAGUCCUUCAUAAAUAUAAUUAGUAAAGCGUUACUUUAAAAACAAAAACCAAAAAAAAAACCCUUCAAAUAUGUAAAAUAAUUUGCAUAGCGACCAAUAGCUAGAUUGUGGCUGAUCUUGUGACUUGCAGUUCUCUACCAAAACGCUAGGAGGCAGCGUUUUCCUGAGCGUGAACAACCACAACUCUUGUUGACUAGCUGUUUAGCUUCCUGUGUAGUCGUAGUGAACAAUGGCGACGAAGGCGACAUCCAGGCAGAUAUCAGUGCAGAGUUACGCACAACAUUUCACUGUCGGUGACUAACGUAGGAAGUGGGAAUAAAUUAUAUUACCCGUUACUGGAAAUCAGUAACUGUGGUAUUUUUACUGAUGAUGGCCCAUAUUUGUACCAUCCAUCCGUCCAGUUUCUAUCACUUAUCCUGUUGAGCGACACAGGGAGCUGGAGCCUAUCCAUGGCGGACUACACAGUGGACUGGUCGCCAGUCCAUAACAGGACACACAGAGACAGACAAUUCACACUCAUGUUCACACCGUCACUGAGUGGGGACUGAACCCCCUCCCCCGCAACCACUACACCAUCAGUGACCCGUCUGUACAUCACUUAGUAGACUAUAAUUGAAGUUUUUGUUUUGUGCUUUUGACUUUUUCCUGUUCAUUCGUCAUGCAUCAUUCCAUUUCUGUGCUGACACAUUGGGCAUACACAGGACAUUUCAACUGUAGCUGAGGGAAAAAUCACAAAGGAAUGCCACUGAGCUGCAGAAUUGUCGUCUUCCCAAGAGUUGUUACAACCUGAAAGAGCUUUCACCUGUUAAGACUCCCUAGCAAUACUCCUCACUUAUGUACCCGUUGGCUCAUUUCUUUAGGCCAAUACGUAAUUGAACACAUUUUUGACUCAGUCCCAUGUAAACGUUUAGAAUGCUUUUAUUGACUGUGUUUGCAUUUAUAACUACAGUAGUCAUUUGCUUGGAACUAAAGUACUUUUCCUAAGGUCACGUUUACUUCUUCAUUAAGAUUGUCACAAAAGGUCAAGCUUGGUGUUUUAAGUGCGUUAUUUGUGUCAAGCUUGAGGCUGCAGUUCUUCUCAGAAUUUGCCCAUAAAAUCUCAUACACUAUCUGCAAGGUUUCAAAUAGGUUAAUAACGUCAUUCUAAUAUAUUGUGUGUUUUAGCUACUAUAUAUAUAUCUACUGUAUAUCCCCUGCAUUUUGUAAUGACCUUCUUACAAACACAUUCCAGAAUUUUGUAGGUUUAUUUAAAUGGAGAUCAACUCAAUCUAACACCCAGCAAAAGAAUAUUACCUAAAGGUAUUUGAUUGAGUGAAAGAAGUAUUUGAGAAAACCAAGCAAAGAGGGCAGACGUUUCUUGUACCUUUCACACACCUUAAGAGGAAUUUUAGUCAGCUCUUUUUUUUUUUUUUUUUUUUAAUAAA
This is a messenger RNA of Dunckerocampus dactyliophorus (ringed pipefish), 5229 nucleotides long. RefSeq names its product HMG box transcription factor BBX. The coding region runs from base 160 to 2511 and encodes 783 amino acids. The transcript has 13 exons. The record is from RefSeq and is a predicted model, not a curated record. Gene Ontology annotation, biological process: regulation of transcription by RNA polymerase II. Gene Ontology annotation, molecular function: RNA polymerase II transcription regulatory region sequence-specific DNA binding; DNA-binding transcription factor activity, RNA polymerase II-specific. Gene Ontology annotation, cellular component: nucleus. Lineage: Eukaryota; Metazoa; Chordata; Actinopteri; Syngnathiformes; Syngnathidae.